Messenger RNA from Coregonus sp. 'balchen', 1552 nucleotides. NCBI's taxonomy places the organism in Eukaryota, Metazoa, Chordata, Actinopteri, Salmoniformes, Salmonidae. The record is from the annotation of a GenBank genome assembly.
AUGAUGUCCCUGCUCCCACAGAUCCCUGCUGUGAACCUGAGUGAGGACCAUGUCAGGACGCUGAGUGUGCUCACCUGUAUAGGUGGAGCCAUCUCUGUGUUCUUCUGCACCAUCACCUUACUGAGUCACUGCCUGCAGCAUGCGUAACACCUCUAAAGCAAACGUACACACAUACAGACGCACACAAUCUUUCUCUCUUUCAGACGGAAAUCUACUGACCAUGCCAUGCUGAUCCAUCUCCAGUUGGUGGCAUCUCUGCUGUUGCUCAACCUGCUUCUGAUGAGCAGUAUGGGUUUGGCCUUUGUGGGCCCUGCCUCUAUGGCCCCUGGCCUGUGUCCUGCCGUGGCCGCCCUGCUGCACUACUCACUGCUCUGCUGCUUCACCUGGAUGGGCCUGGAGGCCCUGCAUCUGUACAGGCUGCUGGUCCUGGUCUACAACACCUACAUGAGACACUACCUGCUGAAGCUGAGCCUGCUGGGCUGGGGUAAGAACAGCACUGUCAGAACAGAUAACGCCACAGUUAAACAGUCAACAACAGUUCAUAUGUACAGACCAGCAGUAAACUGAAAAUCAAAAGCCUCAACAAUCUGUCUCCUCUCAGGUGUUCCUGCUUUGGUUGUAUCCAUAGUCGCCGCUGUCAGUACAGAUUUCUAUGGGCUGAAUAACGGAAUGUGAGUUUAUUAACAAAACACAUCAUAUUGGUGCUUUGCAUACCAGCCCUCAGAAUGACUUUCUCCCUCUGAUACACAGGUGCUGGAUCAAAGACUCUAAUGUGCAGUACGGCUCUGUUGUGGCUUACCUGAUAGUGGGCUUGCUCUUCAACGGCACCAUCUUUAUCAUCGUCAUCACAACGACGCUCCAGCUGCGCUCUGUGAUGUUGCCGCAGCAGAAGAGGCGGAGCUGCAACAUCACCUGCAGCGUUCUGGGGCUGACCUGUGCCCUGGGCCUCACCUGGGGGCUGGGCUUCUUCUCCAUGGGCUACACCAACCACGUCAUCCUAUACAUCUUCACCAUUCUCAACUCACUGCAGGGUAACCUAUCAUCCUUAUCGGAGGGAGCCAAUGGCAUACUUUAUUUUCGUAAGAGUGAGAAAACAAGCAAGUAACAUAGGGGUGAAAGAUAUCCUGUACAUACAGAUGAACAAUCUAAAUAAUGCUUAUUCAGGAACAUUGCAAUUUUACAUUUCUAACACUGCAGAUAGCAAUAAUGUACUGCUGAGAACUGCUGACAUGGUUUCAAGCUCCACAGACAAGUAUGGCUGUUCUACACAGAGUAUUUCUUUCUGAACAUUCAGUAAUGUUGCGCUCUCCGGAUACACCUCUGCUCGUUAAUAUGACACUGCUUCCUGUUUUCCACAGGGUUCUUCCUGUUCCUGUGGAUCUGUGUUAAGAGACUGCGGGGGGCAGAGCCGAGUGCCAUGACAACUGGACAGAGCUUUAGCACCCACAUUCUCUCCGAUGGAAGCGAGGUCUGGAAGAAUGAGGCAGUCAGUGCCUCCAGAGGGAGAAAUUGCUGCAAAUACAUCGAAGUUCUGACCAAAAGCUCACUUUAG